Molecule: messenger RNA, 1119 nt
Organism: Anopheles marshallii
Lineage: Eukaryota; Metazoa; Arthropoda; Insecta; Diptera; Culicidae
Product: phenoloxidase-activating enzyme-like
Exons: 3
Coding region: 1-1119 (372 amino acids)
Biological process (GO): proteolysis
Molecular function (GO): serine-type endopeptidase activity
Source: RefSeq, a predicted model, not a curated record
AUGCAGGCACUACGCCUUGAUGGCUACGUUACCGUACUGCUGUGUUUUUGCUUUUCGCUCGUUCUAGCCACCUGCACCGACGACCGCACGGUGAACCAUGGCAACUUCAGUGGUAGUGGUUUUCCAGUAUUUUUUCGAAGUCGUUUCAAUCCCCGUACGCUGCAAAAGAAUGAGCGACUGAUUUCGGCACUAGAUGACACCGAUGCACAGUCGGGCAUGUAUCCAUCACCGGGUACGACAUCAUCAUUUGCAUGGAGCCGUAACCAUUCCGACAGCGAGAGUGUAACGCAGCAAUCAGCUAAUCUCGAUCAACCCGUAACGGAGUCCACCGCAGAGUCGCAGACAGAGGACGAGUGUGGAGUUCUUGCACCGGACGGGAACGGAUUCCCAUGGAUAGCCGUACUGGAACAUGGCGGACCACAAACGCACACCGGUGUGAAGCGCACACUAAGCAAGGGUGUGCUGAUCGACCGGCAGCACGUGCUCACAACCGUGUCGAGUGUGCACAAUUCGCAUCCCACCUGGGUCGUUACCAGCGUCCGGUUGGGCGACAUCCCAACGCGUCGUCAAACGAACGCCAACCGUACCAGCCCCGCUGCCCAGCGCUCCAACGGCACGCAACGGUUCGGAAUAGAAACGGUCUUUCUGCACGAAAAGAAGGACAUCGCACUGAUCCGUCUGGCGGAUGGGGGCGUACGCCAGGUGUCCGACUACAUCCGGCCCAUCUGUUUGCCCCGGGAAGACUACCGGCUCGAGAACUUCAAGCUAACCUCACACGUGUGCCAGCGGCGUACGGAGUCGACCGGUCGCGUGAGUCGCAGCCGGCUGCAACCGCUGGAACUGAUCACCAUAGACACCUGCAACGAGCUGAUGCGACCGUACGGCACAAAGUUGCCGGUGAAAACAUUCUGUGCGCGGGAAUCUGCCAACGAUAAUUGCACCGGCGCGCUCGGUGGUCCUGCAAUGGCUAACGUACGCAGCAAAUAUCAUGUGCUUGGGCUGCGGACAUACUUCCACACCGAGACCAACGUCGAGGGGCUGGACAUCCCCAGCGCAUACGUACGGGUAGGUGGACUACGCAAAUGGAUAUCAGCAGUAAUAAAGGCUAUCAGUGAUUGA